This is a messenger RNA of Cryptococcus amylolentus CBS 6039, 1922 nucleotides long. RefSeq lists its product as hypothetical. Bases 156 to 1544 code for a protein of 462 amino acids. The transcript has 4 exons. The record is from RefSeq and is a predicted model, not a curated record. NCBI's taxonomy places the organism in Eukaryota, Fungi, Basidiomycota, Tremellomycetes, Tremellales, Cryptococcaceae.
CACCCACAACUCUCCCAACCUUCUACACAGCCCCCCUUCCCCCUCCUCUCCCCCACAGCUUCACAGCGCCCACGAUCCUUACUUCCUGGCGAAGACUCACCUACUCUGCCCCUCCUCCCACAACGCGCUGUGCGCCCAUCACCAAGUAAUCCACAAUGUUUACCUCUCUCAUCGCACUCCUCCCCCUCCUCGCUCUCCCCCUCUCACACGCCGCCGGCGCCUCAGACCCCCGCCAACUCGACUCGCGCGCCAUCUACGACGCCGACGCCGCCCUCGCUCCCCGCGGCACUGCUGCUCCCGCUGACGCGCACGGACACGGUUCCAACGGCUUCCGCUCCAGGGCCCACACCUCUGGCCUCCGUCGACGCAGGAACCACGGCGAGGCUGGCCAGAAGCUCGUCAGGAGAAAGGUGAACGGCGGCAAGGAAAACAAGGAAAAGCGCACCAGCGAAAAAAAGAAGAGGUCUUGCAAAGCCAAGACGAGCGAGGCUGCCUCUUCGUCCACCGCCUCGUCGGCUGCAUCCAGUGCUGUGUCUAGCGGGUCUAGCUCAGCGACCGCCGCCAGCUCUGCCGCCUCUCUCACCAACUAUGCGUCUUCGGCCGCGUCUUCCAUUGCCACUGGUACCGCGUCGGCAUCUACCAACGAUACGGGCGAUAACUGGACAGGUUCGGUCAGUUUCCAGACCACCUACACGGUCGGAAACGAUGCUUCGUCUACCGCUACCGCGACUGCCACCAGCUCUCAGGUGGCCAACGCCACUGCUUCGGCCUACGAGAGCGAGCUCUUCCCUUGGGGUACCGGUCUUGCCUCGUGGACGACUUCUGACGGUCUCUUGUCUUACGACAAGGCCUUGAAGCCUUUGACGGCUGGUAAACUCGCCGACACUACCAACGCGCCCGACGGCACCUCUGCCCUCUACGCCUCCUACCCCAGCGGUACCUACGGUCUCUCUUCCAGCACCGGUUCUGGUUUCUCCUUCUACUCGCCCGGUUACUCUGGCGUCGAGGUUGACAAUGCCACCGAAGUCAUGCUCUCCUACUCUAUCUGGUUUGACAGUGGCUUCCAGUUCAACAAGGGCGGCAAGCUUCCCGGUCUUUAUGGCGGUACCAGCUUGAGCGCCGCCAAGAGCUGCAGUGGUGGUAGGCAAACCGACAGGGGUGACUGCUUCUCUGCCAGGUUGAUGUGGAGGACCAACGGUGCUGGUGAGAUCUACGACUACCUUCCCGUUUCCUACACCGAUUCCGACGACGGCUACGGCGAGUCCAUUGACCGAGGAGCGUUCACCUGGGCCACCGGCGAGUGGGUCACCGUCGCCAACCGAGUCAAGCUCAACGACGUCGGCUCUGCCAACGGUGAGCAAGAGGUCACCAUCAACGGUGAAAGCAAGAUUAGCAUCACUGGUGUCACUUUUGCUACCGAGGAGAACACCAAGAUCUACGGUAUCAUGGCGCAGACCUUCUUUGGUGGUCACGACAGCGACUGGGCUUCUCCCCAGGACCAAAAAGCCUACUUCAAGGACUGGUCUAUCGCCGUCCUCGCUUAAUCGCACCCCUCCUCUCUCCUCUCCUGAUUCACCGCUAGUCGGGGUAUCUGUGCAAAACAACGAUUACUUUUUCCUUGGGCUCUCAUCCUCUCUUGCUUUCUUCUUGGUAUUAAUGCGAUGUGAUCAACAGUAUAAUGGGUUAUCAUGGGUCUGGAUACCUAUAUGCGCAUUAUAUCGUCCAUCUCAUCUUGCUGAGAAGGGGUAUACUCCUCUCUCCGCCCAUUUCUUCAGGUGUAGCCUGACAGAAGGGGCCGUCCAUCAUCCGACCCGGCAGGCCCGGGGAAGAAACCCUGUCUAUACGCUUCCGACCAAUGUUAUCUACUGUGUAUAUAGCGAUGUGUCUGAUCAUGUAUAUAUAUUUCCCUGUGGAAAAGAAUA